Messenger RNA from Parnassius mnemosyne (clouded apollo), 6363 nucleotides. The record is from the annotation of a GenBank genome assembly. Lineage: Eukaryota; Metazoa; Arthropoda; Insecta; Lepidoptera; Papilionidae.
AUGUCGAAAACUGAGUAUCGAAGUGUCAUAAAGUUUCUGUUUAAAGAAGGUUUAUCCCCUGCCCAAAUAAAAGAUCGAUUGGAUGGCGUGUAUAAGGAGUCUGCCCCCUCCUAUAGCACAGUGAAAAAUUGGGUGAAAGAGUUUCGCCUCGGGAGAGAAACCGUCGAAGACUUUGGCCACGACGGUCGACCUGUGGAAGUGCUCACUCCUGAAACGAUUGCUCUUAUCGAAGAGGAGGUUCUGAGUGACCGCCGUUUGAAGAUUAGAGAAAUUGCAGCAAAGCUUGGGCUCUCUAAGAGUACCGUUCAUCGCGCGAUCCAUGAACAUCUUCACAUGAAAAAAGUGAGUGCAAGAUGGGUACCGAAACUUCUUUCAGCGGUACAGAGACAGGAAAGAGUGCGCUGCGCUUCGGAGUUUUUGGAUCUUUGUGGCGAAAAUCCAAAGACUGUGAUCGAGCGGCUAGUGACUGGUGAUGAAACUAUGAUCUUGUAUUGUGAUCCACAAAGCAAGCGCGCGUCAAUGGAAUGGCGUUAUAAGGGUGAAAAGCCCCCUAGAAAGGCAAAGGUGCAACAAUCGACUAAAAAACUGAUGUGCACAAUAUUUUGGGAUUUUCAAGGCAUUUUGAUGGUGGAUUUUAAAGAACGUAAUACAGUCGUGAACGGCGAAUAUUAUGCUUCUUUAAUAUAUAAAUUACGAGACAAGAUAAAGGAAAAACGAAGAGGCAAGCUGUCUAAAGGUGUCCUGUUGCUCCAUGACAACGCCCCUGUUCAUACCGCUGGUGUUUCGAAGGAUGCAGUUCGUCAAUGCGGGUUCACAGAAGUUCAACAUCCACCUUACUGUCCAGACAUGGCCCCGUCCGACUAUUAUUUAUUUCCAAAUUUAAAGCGGGACUUAAGAGGAAGAAAAUUUUCAAGCGAUGAAGAGUUGCAGGCGGCCGUCUUCAGUCAUUUUGAGGAUAAAAAAUGUGAUUAUUUUUAUAAAGGUUUAGAGAUGUUGAUUCACAGAUGUCAGAAUUACUGCAAGUGUUCUUCCAAAAACAAAAAUAUUCGCAGAAACAUUCAGUUCUUGCAUUGUAAAAAUGUCAAAGAAAUUAUUGAAGCUCUCCUUUAUCAGGAAGAUGGUUCAACAAACGCCAGCAGAACUAAGUUAUACCAGCGUGCACAUUUCAAAACGAAAUCUUUUAAGCCCCGUCAUUAUAAAGACACUUGUGUUCCAAUGACUCCUUCUAUGCAUACAAGGUUACGAUAUAUUGGGCAUUGUCCACUUGAGCCAGCGAAACCAUUGGAUUGGAAAACUAGGCAAGCGUUCACCGAUUACGAGUUUGUAUCAUCAUCCGAAGACGAUGACGAAGACGGUGGUAUUUUGAGAUUUAGAAAGAAAAUUAAAACCAAGAAAAAAGUUCGCUAUUACGAUCUUUUACCGGGCGAUAUAUAUUUGCCAACGCCGUCGCCUGUUAUAAAGCAUACGUCAUCAGAUCAAUCCAUAUUAAAUGUGGCUAGUCCUAAAAUAAGUGGUGAAGUGAUAUCAGCCCAAAGAGCAUCUGUGCAUGCUGCAGACUUGAAACCGCCGUUGCCACCGAAGUCAGGUUUUGAAUUGAUAAAACCGCAUAGUGGAAUCAUCAUCAACGCAGAUAAAGAUUACAUCUUGGACAUUCCAGAAAUGCCGGGGUACAAAUUACCAGGGAUAUGUAGUAAGAAAACGUGUACCCGAAAAAAAUGUCGAAAACGCGCUGAAAUACGGAGAAGACAAAGACAGUUAAGAAACAGGUCACACUUUGAUGUUCCCUAUACUAUAAUAGGAGUAACUGAUGGAAAACCUAGGGCCAGGGGCACGCAGAAACAUUUAAAAGACGACGAUUCUGUUUGUGGCUUAGAUGAAAUACCAAAACCAGAACAUGUUCAUAUUCCUAGAAAUCUUAAAAGAGGGACUCUACGGACACACUCUUUAACAGUAUUGCCAUGUACGAAAGAGAGAAGACCUGACAUUCACUAUGGUAUUUUGACGGGUACCUUUAACAUGUACGACACUAAAUUUGGGACUCGAUCGAGAGGCAGACAGGCAUUAACUAUGAGCGUGAUGGCAUACUGUCUUGCAUUUCAUUAUCAUCCCAAGCAGUGGACAAUUAAGCUCGUAGACAAUCUUUUAGAAGCUGGAGAUCAAUGGUAUUUACAAUGCUUGGAAAAAGUACAUGACCACUCAUCGGUCCAGGGCAUGUGUGAAGUGUUGCCUUUCGGGAAAAAACAAACAUUGGUAUUAAAUGGAAAGCGAAUGCAGGUGCUGCUUGGAGAGCCUGAUAUAGUUGGUUACACUAUGUCCCUGGAUCCCACUGUUUAUAAUUUGUGUAGAGGCUUAAAGGCGUUUUUCUCAGAAUACCGCGCUGGUAUACUACUUACCAGAGUUCUGAAGGUAAUAAUAUGGAAGGACAACAUAUGCUAUUAUAUUUUCGAUCCCGCUGGAAGAGAUUCGCGAGCAUAUUCGAAUUUUACAAACGGCUGCGCCGCUUUAAUAAAUGUUAAAGACGUGGACUCCGUCGCUGAAGUAGUUUUAGCUCGGAGCGUUGUAGAAGAUCAGAAGUUCGUUUUAGCGCCCGUUAAAGUCCUUAAAAUGGUGGAUGAGAAAGCUGAUGAAGAUUUUGAAUCCGAUAAAGAACUAACACAAGCGGAAAAGGCAAUGAUGAGUUAUAGAAUCCUCAAUGAAAAUUGUGCUCUUGUUAACGCAAAUAUGCAUUUAGGGGAUAGAUGUUUUGAAGACGCAAAAUACCGCCAGGCUUUACCAAUCGCUAUAGUUGCAAUGACUUAUGCGAAAAUCUCUCCUCCUAAUACGUGGUUCACGAAAACUCUGGAUAAAAUUUUACGUUUAGGCAAUAAGCUUUACGUUGACUGUGUCCACCCCAAGGUGAUGAUUGACAUGACGAUAGAUAAUAUUCCCAACGAAAUAAUGAUUGGCCCAUAUGUUUGCGAAAUCAUAAUCUACAGAGAAAGAGUAAAAGGGCAACUAUUCACGACUAAAGAGUGCUUCUUCAACAUUAAGACUGGUUUAGAAGAUUUCUUCAAUCGCGAAUACAGCAGUGGUAUUCUUGAAUUCAAUAACUAUUCGCUAGCAGUGUGGAGACAAAAAGAAAUGUAUUACUUAUUUGACCCUUAUCCGCGAACAAAUGAUGGCAUGAGAUCUACAACCGUUGGUAAGGCUUGUUGCUGGAUGCUUUUAAACCCCGAGGCGAUGGCGUCAGUUUUUACGAAGAAUUGGGACUACUUGCCAGCCACUACUCCGUUCCACAUACACGCAUUUAAAGUAUUGAAGUUGAAAAAAAGAGAACCGAAGAAACAAAUAGUUUGUACUCUAAGUGACGAACAAUUACCUGGCGUUAAAAGGAAAAGGGGUGAAAUUUUAACUAAUCGAGCUCAUGGUGAUGGCAAGGAGGUCUUUCAUGAUAUCUUACCUGCGGAAACUUUAAAUGAAAAUCCAAUUAAUCCUCGUAUAGACGAAGAGCAAAUGGGAGAUAUUGUAUCCUUAGUUGAUAGCAUACAAGACGAUUAUCUUCCUCCAAUACCACUACGAUAUAAAAAGCCAGAACCUGCGACCGAAGAAUUAAAAAUUGUAAACCUGGAUUCGCCGACGGUGUCAGUGACACAGGUGGUGCCACCGUGGCCGGCGCCGCGAGACAAAAGCCGGGAGCCGCCCGAGCCCGAUCCCGACCCCGAGCCAACUCCGCCGCCUACGCCGCCCACUAUGCCGCCACCGGAGGGAGGAGAAGAGGAACAAGAGGAAGAAUCUGAGGAAGAAGAAGAUGAAGAGGCAGCUACUAAGAGAAGAGAAGAGAAGGAAAGAAAGAAGGCAGAAGAAGAAGAGGCGAGAAGAAAAGCAGAAGAACUACCACCACCACUACCGCCACCUCCACCAUCACCACAGCCCGAGCCAGAAGUUCCGCUCGCGCCAAUACAGAUUGUAGAAGACGAGGUUCAAACAUUUGAACCAGUCGUCGUAGACCGUCGGAUUCUUCUCACGGAGGAUGCUCGUAACCGCUCGAAAUUGCGUCAGACUAGAAGAAAACUAACUCCACCGUUAGAUGAAAUACCUCUAGAAGUGACCCCGUCUGAGGAACUCGCGAAACCGAGCAACUUUAAAGAUCUACCUGACAGCUCACAGAUUAUUAGGGGCUCCUCCGCCAUAAAUGAUGCAGAUGCUAAUGAUGUCCUGCCCUUCGCGGCGAUAAUGGCCAUCGUCACUUCAUACAAAUAUGCCAUUAACACGUGGACCGGUGGAUUGGUGAAUUUCGUUUUAGAUACGGCCAAGAAACUGCACCAGAACAAAGAGGAAAAGUUUCAGCUCGCCCCUGUUCAUAUUAUACCGAAAAUAACGAUAGGACGUCAGACAUAUCGCGCGGACAUCGACGUGGUUGGACAAGGUGCCACGUGGCAACUUGAAAAUGUUAUAUCACAAAAGUUAUUUGAUAAAUAUGAUAGAGGAAUGAUCACCACUCCCUCAUACAGUUGUGCUGUUUUCAAAAGAAACGAUCUCUAUUAUUUGUUUGAUGGGAGUCCUUGCAAUCCAAUGGGUGUUAGGGAUGAGAAGAACAAGGGAAAAGCGUGCUUAUUGCGAUUUAAGACGUUACAUGAUUUAGUUAUCAGAUUGCUUUAUAAUAAAGACGGAUUAAGAGAUGAUCAACAAUUUAUUCUGAGCAGAAUUUUAGUAAGGCGGCUUUUGGCUGAACCGAGAUUUAAAUUGCCAGAAGACUACGAUUAUUCUACUGGUCAGCCGCAAUCCAAGAAAUCGAAACCGUCGAUUGUUUCCAAUACAAAGGAAUCAGAUAAGAAAAGUUCAAUUGACACUUCUGAAAUAAAGAGCGAAACAGUGAUUGGCUAUCAACAAGUCGACGGUCUGUAUAGAAUUGAAGGAACAACAGGACUUAAAGACAGAAAUACUAAUUCCGAAGUAAAAGUUUGCCAUUUCGUUUGUUUGAUUGCGAUGCUAAUGGCAACGAUGCACCCAAUAAGAACUUGGGAUCACUUUAUGGUUGAUAUGUGCCUUGAAAAAGGUUUAGAAAUUUUUGAUAAAGCUACUAAUCUAAGCGUCUGCGAAAAGAGAGUUAUUAAAAAUAUCAUUCUAGACGGAAAAUUGAUUAAUGUUAAUAUUAAGAAAAUUCUUGUUAUUAAUGAGAAUCAAGAGAAGCGACUUGAACAAUAUUUGAAAGCUGUAUUGGGGCGGCUUCGCUAUGUCAUUAUUAGGUUCCCACAAUGUAGUAUGCUAAUAUGUCAAACAGAAGGUUAUUAUCAUCUUUUCGAUCCAUAUCCACCGCCAGCUGGGGAACCUGUGGAACCGGGUAUCGAAAAUGAAGAUGACGAAACUGUCAAAGGUAAACAAAAGAAGAAACCAAGGUCUGUGGCAACAUGGACGCUAUAUCGUACAUUAGAGGCCAUAAACCGUAGAAUAAAGAAAGUUAUUUCAGGGAAAGCUGUUGAUCAGCCCGAAUUUUAUACAUUUGAGUUGACAUCGGUGAAAACCGCGCCGAAACAUUCGGCCCUAAAUUACCGUCUAAGCCCUCUUUUCAAGCCUGAUAGGAAUCCAAAUUCCCCAUAUUUGAAACGAAAAAAAUCGCGUCCUAUCGUUGAUGAGAAAAUGUACUGGUUAAACAUUGAAACCAUUCCAUGGUCACGCAUGAAUCCCACAAAUGAUUUGGGAUUUGAAAGAAAGACUCCGAAGUCUGUGUGGAACGAUUGGGACAUCGAGUUUCCAGGUGAUCUCUAUUCGCUUUGGGGAACAAUCCAUCCUUUGGAUCAAAGAUUCGAAAAACUCCAUCGAGGGAAACAAUAUUUGGCUACAUGUGCCGUGGCUAUUUUCUUGACUCAAGUAUGUAAUUUCAGUGCUUGGACUAGCAGCCUUCUCAACGGCAUAGUAACUGCUGGCGAUAGAUAUCACGCAAAAACUGUUGCCAAAGUUGAGAAUAACGUUAAUUACGAAAUUACUAUGAAUGACUUGGAUACAAAAUUCGAUGAAAUGUUUCCGUAUUCUUUUACCGUUAAAUUCGAAAACGUCAUCUUCGGGUCUGUCUACAAUACAUAUCCUGACCGUUUUAAUUUAAGUAAAGCGUUGCAAUACUUCUUCGAAAAUAAUAAGCUUGGAAUAUUAAUUAGCCCUACGAAAAAUUUGGCAUUUGGAAUAGUCGGCGAUUCAUAUUUUAUGUUCGAUUGCCAAAGCUAUGGUACACCGAUAUUUUCACCAGGACAAGGAGCAUCGUAUAUUCUUAAAUGUGAAAGUCUUAACAGGUUAAUUUAUUGUUUGACUGUAACAUUGAAUAUAAGACGACAUGGCCAACAGUUUCAUUUAUAUAGUCUGGAUGUGGGCGUAGCUGAGAAGGCAAAAUAG